UUCAAAGAGAAAAAAAAAAAAGAAAAGAGGUAUUGAAGAAUAUAAGAAAGAAGAAGGAGAAAGUAACAAGGAUGAGUCAACCUCCAGUUGGUGUUCCUCCUCCUCAAGGUUACCCGUCGGAUGGACAUUAUAAGCAGGAAGGUUAUGGAGGAAACCCACCAGAAGGUUAUCCUCAGGCGCAGGGAUAUCCUCAGCAAGGUUAUCCUCCUCCCUAUGCUCCUCAAUACCCACCGCAUCAGCAGCACACUCCUGGUAUGCUUGAAGGAUGUCUCGCUGCUCUGUGCUGUUGCUGUGUCUUUGAUGCUUGCUUCUGAUCACAAGUCUCUGCUUUAAGCUGCGGAAUUUGGAUUUGUUUGUUGGUUUAUGAUCUUUAGAUAUUGUAUCAUCUUAUCUUCUUCGUUUUAUGCAUUUUUCAGCUAAAUAAUAAAUUAAUUAAUUACUGCUAUCGACUUUCU
Eutrema salsugineum is the source of this 455-nucleotide messenger RNA. RefSeq names its product cysteine-rich and transmembrane domain-containing protein WIH2-like. Lineage: Eukaryota; Viridiplantae; Streptophyta; Magnoliopsida; Brassicales; Brassicaceae. The record is from RefSeq and is a predicted model, not a curated record. The coding region runs from base 72 to 314 and encodes 80 amino acids. The transcript is spliced from 3 exons. Gene Ontology annotation, cellular component: plasma membrane.